UAUAGAGAAGUCAUCGUAAUCAUUGUAGUCAUGAUAUCAUUAUGCAGUGGAAGUUGCUUUCAGAAGUCCUACUCAUCAUUUACCAUCACGUGCAUGUAGAUGACGAAGCCGUGGCGUGUAUCGCUCCCUUUUUGAUCACCUGACUUCGGAUGCCGCCAUGACGACAACCUCAGCAGAAACUUUGACUAAUGGCGAUUUACCAUUUAAUCCCAUUUCCUUAAUCGAUCAAAUCUUAGUCAUAACUCAAAGUUACAUCAUGCUUGGAGUGCUUUUCUUUGGAUUGUUGGGCAAUGUUUUGUCCGUGGUGAUCUUUUAUCGCACAAGGAAGCGCGCGGAUGCUUGCAUUCAGUACCUGAGUUGUCUCGCUGUGUCAGAUACCGGUGUUAUAAUCGGGUUCGGGUUUACCGAGUGGGUUGCCUUUGGUCUAAACCAUCUCACCAACGGUGAGAUCUCUUUUAACCUCAUGACGUACAGUGGAUUGUCCUGCAAGCUACAACAAUUCGCCAUGCAGCUCUCAAUGUGCAUCUCUGCAUGGAUCAUCGUGUCUUUCUCCUUGGAGCGAGCGUACGUCGUCUGGUACCCACUUCAACGCGCCAAAAUCACUCCGAUGAAAAGGAAUACAGUGAUCUUACUUGUUUGUGUGCUGUCACUGUUGGUAAGCGUACACAGACUGUUCGUUCUUGACACUAUUGAAGGGACACCCAUUCUUUGCUUCUACGCACUAGACCCAAGAGCAGCAUCUAUCAUUUGGCAGCUGGACAUAGCAUUAUUUAACUAUAUUCCGUGCUCGUUGAUCUUUUUAGCAAAUAUUUUGAUACUGAUUGCCAUAUUUCGUUCCAGGGACAAGGGUUUGCGGGUUACCACCCAUAAGACUCAAAAUGAGGGUAAAUUGCUGGUGUCCCUAAUGUUAGUUUCUACCCUUUAUGUGUUUCUGCUGAUGCCAAUGACGACAACUUUCACCUUUUUAUCAGAGAGGCGCGACAGCUUGACACAGGACCAAGCAGUUUUACUAUACUUGGUUGUGAAAUUCUUCACCCAUAUCUGUAUGACGAACUACUGUAUGAACUUUAUCAUUUAUGGCUUUACAUUGUCAUUUUAUCGCGAGGAGGUAGUAAAGAUGUUCAGGUUUGCCUCAUGCAUGCCAGGCCCACUAGCCCAUGUAACAUGAGGAACGCCAGACUACAUUGAUCCGCAAUUGGAUGGAAAUCGAUUGAAAAUACCACUUGCAAAUUCUGAGUCAUAAAAAGUGUUUCGGUCAAAAUAAGCUGCUUUCUGGUAUGGAGAGAAGGAUAAAAAGACACCAACAAACCCAAGCUCGGCGAUGGAGAACUCAAGUGUCGGCGACCCGCUACCUCUGGACAUUACGGAAAGGAUUGGCUUAUUCGCAGCUUUGUUUCCUAGGAGAUCGCUGAACUUAAGCGGAUUCAAACUUGAAUUCAACAAUGACAUUGAGGUGCCUAAAAGUAACAACGAUUGGGUGUUAUUCAUAAUAUAUGGCUGUAUCAUGUGCACUUUGAACAUUUUAGGCAUCAUCACGAACUGCAUCACAAUUUAUGUGUUUACCAGAUAUCCAACAAAAUCAUCAACGUAUAUGCUUUUACAAAUAAUGGCUGCUGCUGACUCCAUGUUUUUGAUUUUUAGCAUUCUAAAUUUGUCCAUCCCAAACAUUUAUAACUUCGUUAGCUCGUACACUAGUUAUCUUGAGACUUGGGUCCACUCGCUGCAAUAUUUGAAAGGAUUCCAUGAGAUCUCGCGAGACUACGCAGUAUGGAUGGUUGCCAUAAUAACCGUUGAUCGUUACAUUGGAAUUUGCCAUCCAAUGAAAGCAACGCGGAUUAACACCGUAAGACAUGCUGUCAUUGUCGCCGUUGGACUACUUUUACUACUUGCGGCUUUCAACGUCCCAAUGUUCAUGUUGAUUAAGGUCAUUGAGAAAACCUCGGAAAAUGGACAGUUAACAUGGACAAAUUCCGACCUCGCUAAGGAUGAAACAUUCAGUAAGAUCUAUUUCAUAACAGACGCUGUAAUAAACCUUCUCGUCCCCAUCGUUUUCGUCAUCACAAUGAACGGUGCAAUUAUAAAAGUUAUAACCAGAGCAAGCCAACAGCGAUCGGCGAUGACGAGACAGUUAAGUGAAAACACCAAGCACUCUUAUCGGACAAACAUCAUGUUGGUCAUUGUCGCCAUUCUGUUCGUACUCUGCGAAGUUCCGAAGAUAGUGGAACAAGUCCUCUAUUUCACCGGACGUGAACUAACUUUCGUCGAGUAUGAAAAUAACAUUCCGUUACCAGUUGGCGUUGCGUCCGAAUUUCUCCAAAAUUUUAACUCUUUUGUCAACUUCUACGUCUACUGUUUAGUAGGGAAAAAGUUCCAGCGAAUCAUGGGAACCAUGUGUGGCUGUCACUGUAAGUGUUGUGGUGGUCAUAGAUUGUCUACUAACCUGGACAGCUCCAUCAACAAGACGAUGUCAUUCCGCUUGACAACCAUUAAAAAGAACCGAUUAAGUUCGGAGAAAUCGAAUGGGCAGUCUUCAGCGUAAAACAGUGCGAACUAAACUCCCCGAAGUUUCUUCUGGCUUAUUCUGCAGAACUGCCCACGAUGCAUGUAUGAAAAUGGACGCUGGGGGUGAGAUUAAUUCGAGCGUAAUGAGUGAGGUUUAUUCACUGGCCUUUGUCAGGACUACAGCAGUCGGAGUCUGACAAGGAUGCCCACUAUCUCCUGCACUCGCCAAUAUGUACGAGGCAGAUAAGUUAAACAAAACCAAAGGGACGCAGAUCCUUGAGGGACAUGGGUUCGCUUGGGGGAAGGGCAUUUCCUAAUCCAGUGAUGCAUACCCGUCCAUUUAGGGCAGGUUUUUUUAAAUUCCAUCUAAUGUAUACGUGCAUACGUGUAUAUACUUAUAGUAAGACGUUGCAUUGAAGCACUUUAAUGAAACAUCCAUCCAUUUAUACUUGGCGUAAAUUAUUUCCUCCUGGUUUUGGUGAACAGCUCAGAGAAUUAACAAUGUAUGAACCUGUAUAAAUGUUUGUAUUUCUAGAGCGGAAGUUUUUGUAUCAAUAAUCAGCAAUUCACAACUGAUGGUAAGUUAUAAGAAUUAGUGUGGAUGUGUCCUUUUUAAUGCAUGGACAACAGUAUAGAAUGGUUUCAGGCUUAUGGCGAAACAGCGGUCUCGUGAUCAUUUUCCAAGUUUGCCUAUAUACCCAGGGCAAAGUAGUCGGCUUUUUUGCUUUGAUAAAGUUACAGUUGCUCGAGUGAACUGAAGUACCAAGAAGCAGAGCGGUUGUCAUACCCACUUGGAAAGCUUACCGCUUGACAAAUCUAAUAGCAGAUAAGUUUAUAGCUCAUCAUGGGCACUGAGGAAUGCUCUGAUGUGACAUCUACCAAACAGGCUGUGGCUCCCAUUGCCCACGGAGCUUGGACCAACGAACUUAACUGAACUUAGGAGGAGACCACACUGGUUAAGUUGGUUCAACUUAACACCAUCAUUUUGUUUCCAAAUCAGUUUAAAGUUAAUGGGACCAAUCUGCUCAUGGUAUAGGUUUUGACGCACGUUCUUAUAAAAUUAAGCUUGCAUUAAGUGAUUGCAGCAACACGUUUCUGUUUAUUUAAUUUUAUUAGUUUCAUUAACUCACAUGUCCUAUAAAAUUACACAUGUAUGUCAUGUUGGUGUCGCUUGCGGCUGUGAUUCUAGCAAGAGGUUGUAGAUGAUAAUGUACCGAGUGUAACAACUGUACGUGUAGCUGUGUAUAUCAAGCAUAUGAAAAAACUAUGUUGUAUAUAUUCAUGUACUAACUCUGACUCAAAUAAAGUCA
This is a messenger RNA of Lineus longissimus, 3812 nucleotides long. Its product is annotated as FMRFamide receptor-like. The transcript is spliced from 2 exons. Gene Ontology annotation, biological process: G protein-coupled receptor signaling pathway. The record is from RefSeq and is a predicted model, not a curated record. Lineage: Eukaryota; Metazoa; Nemertea; Pilidiophora; Heteronemertea; Lineidae. Gene Ontology annotation, cellular component: membrane. Bases 1322 to 2539 code for a protein of 405 amino acids. Gene Ontology annotation, molecular function: G protein-coupled receptor activity.